AUGGCCAGAAGACCUGCUAGAUGUUACCGUUACCAAAAGAACAAGCCUUACCCAAAGUCUAGGUACAACAGAGCCGUCCCAGACUCCAAGAUCAGAAUCUACGAUUUGGGUAAGAAGAAGGCGACCGUCGAUGAGUUCCCUCUGUGUGUCCACUUGGUCUCCAACGAACUGGAACAAUUGUCCUCCGAGGCUCUUGAGGCUGCCCGUAUCUGUGCCAACAAGUACAUGAGUACCGUUUCCGGUAGAGACGCCUUCCACUUGAGAGUGCGUGUUCACCCAUUCCACGUCUUGAGAAUCAACAAGAUGUUGUCCUGUGCCGGUGCCGAUAGACUGCAACAAGGUAUGAGAGGUGCCUGGGGUAAGCCCCACGGUCUAGCUGCCCGUGUUGCCAUCGGUCAGAUUAUCUUCUCUGUCAGAACCAAGGACAACAACAAGGCCGUCGUCAUCGAAGGUCUAAGAAGAGCCAGAUACAAGUUCCCAGGUCAACAGAAGAUCAUUAUCUCCAAGAAGUGGGGGUUCACCAACUUGGACAGAGCAGAGUACGUCAAGAAGAGAGACGCCGGUGAGGUCAAGGACGACGGUGCCUUCGUCAAGUUCUUGUCCAAGAAGGGUCCAUUGGAAGACAACGUCAGAGAAUUCCCAGACUACUUCACCAGAGCUUAA
Molecule: messenger RNA, 663 nt
Organism: Huiozyma naganishii CBS 8797
Lineage: Eukaryota; Fungi; Ascomycota; Saccharomycetes; Saccharomycetales; Saccharomycetaceae
Gene: RPL10
Product: 60S ribosomal protein uL16
Exons: 1
Coding region: 1-663 (220 amino acids)
Biological process (GO): ribosomal large subunit assembly; translation
Cellular component (GO): ribosome; cytosolic large ribosomal subunit
Molecular function (GO): structural constituent of ribosome
Source: RefSeq, a predicted model, not a curated record